AUGCUAUUGAAAAUCAAAAGACCGUUAUUGAUUUUGAUUAAUAUCCUGGCUUUUCAAGUUUUUUUUGUGGAUUCCAUUAAGUUAACUACUGUAGAGAGAUUCACAAGCAAUCAUUCAGACCCUGUGACUAUAUGGAGCAUUCUUAAUCAUAUAGUUUUAGACAAUAAAGAAGGCCGAAAAUUACUAAAUGACCUAUAUCCUAUAAUAACAGGGUUAGAUGAAUUUAGCGAAAGUGCUGAGGAUUAUUAUAUUACAGAAAACUUUGAAGAAAAAGAAGAUAUUAAAGCAGAUUCUACUUUAUUCCAAAAAGUAAUAGACACUCUGAAAACUUUUGAUAAAACUAAUAAAAAUUCUAAAUUUGAAACAACUUUUAGUGCUCAAUUAUUUAAAACUUACUACGAUCUAUAUCCCUUUGGCUUCCUUGAUUAUGUUGAUCCAGAUCUUUAUAAAGUAAAUCAUUUUACAUUAAAUGGAAAAAUAUUCGAUAAACCGGAUGAUAGCUUCUAUUUGAGGUCUGAUGAUCUAAAGAAACAAUCAAAACUAACAGAUCUCGAAUUACUAUCAGAAAAUGAUAACCCAUCUGCUAUCAUUGGUACCAAUUCCCAAGCACCUUUAUUAAUUUUUUAUGGCUGUCCUAACUUACCAGAUUUUAAGGAUUUUAGCAGAAAUCUAUUUAUUGAAGCCACUGAAACAGAAAAGAUUCGAUUCUUUUGGAAACCAAUCUGUAACAUCAAUUCAACUUUCCAUAUCAAUCAAGAUUUUUCCACCUCUUUCACAUUGAAAAAGAAUGAAGAAAUAAAUAAAUGGCAAUUAUUAGAGAAUCUAAUAGAAGUCCCAAAAAAAUUCAAAGAUAAAUUAAUACUAAAACCAAUAAAUAAUCAGAAUAUUUCAGAUCUCGAUAUUAAAGUAACUUCAUUAAUCACCAGAUUUUACAAGAAAAAUGGUAAUUUUAGCUCUACUAUAAAGUAUUUUCAAAGUAUUGUGAAUAAUUUCCCUUUACUGAUAAACACUUUGGUGGACACCAAGUUAUUAAAAGGCGAAAAGAAUAAAAUUAUCAAAAGUAAUUCUAUUUUAAAACAGUAUGGAAUUGAUUUUCAUAUGCUUGGAAUUUUUAUUAAUGGUCAAAAUAUCAAAUUGUCCUCUUUAAAUCAUUACUCAUUGCUCAAUACAAUCUUCAAUGAAUGGAAACGUAUGGUCCAAUUGAAAAAGUAUUUAUUAGAUUAUAAAUUAAGUGAUAAGACUUCUAUCAAUAUAAAUACCAAAUCGUUACUAAAAUAUUUUACAGACCUCUCAAUAUUAAGCUUACGAGAGUCACAACCAAUUAAAAUUGACCUUCAUAGAAUCAAAUCAUUUUCAGAUAAUGUUAUUUAUUUUAAUGAUAUUGAAAAAAACUCUCAAUACGAUGAAUUAAGUACUGAUAUUGAAAGUUUUUUGGCUGAAAAAUCUAAGUUUGGAGAAAUACCUGAAUACAGAAAAAACUGGAAUGAAAUUAUAUUUGUUAUAAACUUUGAUAAAAUUUUUCACACUCAAGAAAAGAAUGAUUUGGAAGCUUUGACUGGUUUACUUCGAAGUUUAAGAGUUGUUAAGGAAGGUUAUCCCCAAAGAAUCGGGUUACUUCCUAUAGGUAGUUCGAAAUCCUCUGCUUUAUUAAGUAAGAUCUACGAUUUUAAACUCGAAAAUGAUUUAGAUUCAUUGAUUACUCUCCUUGAGGACAUAGCAAGUGGAAAUAUUGAUAAUUCAUUAUUUAGUGAAAACUACAGAAAUGUUCCUGAUACAAAAUCCCUAUUAAAAUCAUUGGACAUUCGAAUGACUACUUCAAUUAUUAUUAAUGGGGAAAUCUACCCAUUCAAAUAUAAUUCUUGGUAUUAUCUAAUUGCCAAGGUUAUUAAGAAAGACACUGCUUUUUUAAAAAAUGAAAUUAAGAAAGAGCUCAAAUCUGGCAAAAAUCGCAAAAACAUUGAUGUAAGAGGUAUUCUGCAUUUGAAAUCUUCAAUUACAAAGAAUGAAAAGUAUACACCAAAUUAUUUUUCAAAUAGUAUAUAUACCACAAUGGAUAACACUAUAUUAACCACGCACAAACAAAGAAUUAUCGAAUGUAUAAAUAAUAAUAACUUAAAUAUACUCCACACUAUUACUCUUUUUGAUAAUUUUGGAACUGUUGAAGGACUUCAGAGAUUAAGCAAUCUGUUAAGUACUAAGUUUGAAGGUGUUCGUGUUAGAAUAUUCCAUUCCGGCGAUUUAUCAGACUCCACAUGGAAGAAAUUGAAAUCACAGAUAAAUAAAUACAGGGAGAAAUCUGAGCAGUUGAAAUUUUUAGACUCUUUAACUAAGAAAUCUAUACAAGCAAAUCACAACAAAAAAUCUCUAUUACAGAUUACAAAAAUGACCCUACAUAAAUGGUUACCGGAUGUUCCCCCUUCAUAUUUUGAUUCUAAAUUAUUUUUGGUAUUGAAUGGUAGAUUCAUUCAUUUUUCUAAACACGAGAUCCUUACUACAACUGAAUUUGAAUCCAUAAUUAAAAGAGAAUCCAAAAGAACUUUAGACACUAUAUUUGCCCUUGAAAAUAUAUUUCCUGGAUUUUCAGAAACAGCGUUAGACCCAGAUUUUGUUGAAAUGAUAUCUGCUUUAUUAUCAAAACUUGUUUAUCACGGUUCCCAAUACAAUAACGACGGGUUUGAUUUUACUACUGAAACAGUCUUAUUAAGGUUCAAUAUAGAACACUAUCUUCAUAGCAAUGGCUUCACUAUAUUUGAUGAUAGUGAUCACAAUUCUGUAGAGAAAUUAAUUGAUGUAACCAUUAUUGUUGAUCCAGUCGAAGAAAGAACUCAAAAAUUGUUAUCAUUUAUACCGUUUUUAGAAAAAAUGAAUAUUGUAAACUUUAAAAUAGUUCUUUUACCCACUGAAAACUUGCCAUUCAUUCCAAAUGAAAGGGUUUUCAUACCUACUAUUCCUAAUAGGUUGCUUACCAAGGAAAUAAUAAAUGCCUUUGAUGUUGAAGUAGAUAUACCUGAUCACUUUGCAGUUUCUAACCUUUCUCAAUUCGAUGGGGUCAUAGUUGAGAGUUAUGUGUAUGAUUCCAAAAUUACAAUAAAUGAGGGUAACGUUCAUGGCAUUGGUGGUCUAAGCUUUAAUGUUUUAGAUGAGCAUAAUGAGAUCAUAACUAGUUUUACCUCAAUGAGUACUUUUGGAUAUGGUCAAUUUAUGAUCCACGAUUUCCAAAAAAAAUAUCACAUUGUGUGUAUCACACCAGGAUAUGAUGUAGAAUUAGUGUCAAAUGAAAUAUAUUCAGAUUUGGUUGACGAGGGUGAAUUUAGUAUCUCCAAUUUGAAUAUGAAGAGAAUAACUAUACUAGUGACAAAUCAUGAUAAAGCAAUACCGGAAAACAGAAUAUCAAUGGAAAGUACUGAAAUAAAUAUUUUUACAACGUUAGCUCAUUCUGAUUUAGAACAAUCCAACUUCAAGAAAAAUGUAUUACAAAUCUGUGCUUCUGAUCUUACUAAAAAUUUUACAUUUUGGUUGUUAGAAGAUGCCUAUAUGAAUGAAGAAUUGCAUGACUUUGCUACUAUUAUCAAUAACAUUUCUGAUAUAAAUGGGAAAGUAAAAUUUGUGAAGUAUGAAUGGCCAAGAUGGUUACGUCCACAACGUUACUGUGAACGUAAAUUGGACAUUUCUAGAUUUUUAUUCCUUGACGUAUUAUUCCCAUCAGAUAUAAAAAAAAUAGUGUAUAUGAAUCUUGGCACAACAGAUAAUUUAUUAGACCCCGAAAAGAUUAUAAGAUCCGAGACUAAAAAGGCUCCAUUUAGCAUGUUUAAAAUGGAAGUGGACGGUUACUGGAAUUACGGCUAUUGGGAAAAGAGGUUGAAAAACAAUGGAUAUUCGUUUUAUUCAACAGACCCUGUAUUUUUAAUCGACUUAGAAGAGAUAAGAUCCAAGGAUAUCGGUGAUCUUUUAAGAAUUCAUUAUCAACGUUUAUCAGCAGACGCAAAUUCUUUAGUAAAUAUUGGUCAAGAUUUAUUAAAUGACAUUCAAAGUGAAGUACCUAUUAGCGGAUUAAAAAGAUCACUAAAGAAGAAUAAAUUAUUACUAUCUACCAGUAAACAAAUACUAAGUAGAUGGGAAAAUCAGAUUAUAGAAACACAAAAGACAUUACAAAGAGAUAAAAAGACAAAGAUUGAAAACACUAAUAAUAUUUUUAAUACACUAUCAUAUGAUAAGUUCCAUGAUGAACUUUAA
This is a messenger RNA of Arxiozyma heterogenica, 4233 nucleotides long. RefSeq names its product Kre5p (gene KRE5). Gene Ontology annotation, molecular function: UDP-glucose:glycoprotein glucosyltransferase activity. The transcript has a single exon. NCBI's taxonomy places the organism in Eukaryota, Fungi, Ascomycota, Saccharomycetes, Saccharomycetales, Saccharomycetaceae. The coding region runs from base 1 to 4233 and encodes 1410 amino acids. The record is from RefSeq and is a predicted model, not a curated record. Gene Ontology annotation, cellular component: endoplasmic reticulum.